AUGAUCUAUUUCGCAGAUGAGCCCGCAGUCGGUGUUGGCUCUUUCAUCACACCGGCCCUCUACGUCAAGGAUCCUAUCAACGUUCAGUACAUCCUACAGCAGGACUUCAACUCGUUCAACCACAGGGGGAUUGAGAGCAUGACACCGAUGUUCACGUCAGCGAAGCUCAAGAGCAUGUACAUAAUGGAUCGCAGUGCACGGGAUUUCGUCGAUUAUCUAAAAGAGCAACUGGAGAAGUUAAAGGCGGAUGUUUUCGACACCCUAUGUACUUUCUGCAGCGCUGCUGUGGGCGCUUCAGUCUUCGGCAUAACAACCGAUUCCAUUUUUGACUCGCCCUUCCUCAAAAUGGCGCAGGCCGCUAUGAAGCCGACACGAUCACAAAACAUGAAGUUCGCUAUCGGCUCCCUAAAUACAACAUUGUUUAAAUUGCUGGGAAUGAAACAUUUUAAGGAGCACGAGGAGUUCUUCAUAAGCGCAAUAAGGCCGGUCAUACGACGGAGGGAGCAAGAAAAAAUGAGGUGGCAUGACUUUGCCGAUAUAUACGUGAAUUUGCAGAGCAACAGCAUCCUGAACUUCUGGCUGCCCAGGCGUUCUUUUUUUUCAUUACCGGCGUGGAGC
Iphiclides podalirius (scarce swallowtail) is the source of this 618-nucleotide messenger RNA. Lineage: Eukaryota; Metazoa; Arthropoda; Insecta; Lepidoptera; Papilionidae. The record is from the annotation of a GenBank genome assembly.